AGGGUGCUGCAGGGACAAGGGACAGCAGGCAGCAGCCGGGGCGGGCUGAUGGGGCUGCCCCCGCCCCGCACAGCCACGGCCGGACAGACGGACGGGCAGGCAGACAGACGGACAGGCAAGCAGGCAGGCAGGCUCCUGGAGGAGAAGAUGCUGCCGGGGAACAACGCCUGCAUCUGAGCGCACCGAGGACCACCCCAGCCGACGCGAGGAGGUGCGGAACCGACCCAUCCUCCUCCUCCUCCUCCACCCUAUAAAAAAAAAAAAAAAAAAAAAAAAAAAAAAAGCACAUAUAAAGAGAACAGGAAGAAGAUCACAUGUUAUAAUAAUCCCCUCUGCAGCCAGACAGGACCAGAGAGGCAAACUGCCCGCUCGGGACCGAGGGAUGUGCUAGAGGCAGAGAGGAAACUUGAGGCUAACUCCCAGCCCCGGAGGGAGGGAACCCCAACCCUGAGCCUCGCUGCAGCCGGAGGGAGGCAGGAGCUGCCCUCCAGCCCCUCUUUUUUUCCCCGCACCUGAGCGCAGCCCCUGCCCCAGGCUCCCUCCGGCAGCCCCGACCCCGAGCAGGGGUCCCCCGGCCCCGGCGAGCCCCUCCCUGCUUUGGGGUUUUGCUCUUAGCCCCUGGCGCUCGCUGUGGGAUCAGUGGCUUCCGUGCCAGCGGAGGGAGGAGGGCUAGGAAAUAAAAUCGAGCAACCCAAACUGAAAAGAGAGAAGAGCCAGGAAAGCACUUGCUUCUCAUCAGCUCUCAGCGAGAAAAGCCAACUCUCUUCUUAUGACCCUCUGCUGCAGGGAGCAAAGGGGAAGCGGGUUUUGGGGCAGAGCUCCCACCCAAGCGGGGUUCCCGCAGCCAGGACCCCAUCGCCACCCCGGCUAGCUGCGGGGGCUGCCAGGGGGGGUAGGGAAGGUUGCCAGGGGGAAGGAAGCCAAAACGAAGCUCCAGCAAAAGCAAGGAGCAGCAAGGAAAGUUUCGGACUAGCAUCCGCAAGAGAGCGGAGCGAGGAGAGCUCCCCCGCGUCGCACCAGCCCUCGAUGGUGCAUUCAGGGGGCUGCAGCAGGGAUGUGAACAUCCCCGGCCCGCUGCAUGGAGAGGGGUGAAGACACGGGAAACCCUUGUUAUUUAUUUAUUUAUUGGAAGCGAUGUACGGGUGACACCCAGAAGGCAUCUGAGCCCUGAAAGAGGAGAAAAAAAAAAAAAAAAAAAAAAAAAAAAAGCCUCCAGACCCAAAGGAAAACAAGAAGAAUGAGACAGCAGCCUUGACCCCUGCACUAAGAGGAAGGUGAGCAGAAAGAAAGAAAGAAAAUACAGAAAAGCCAUGCAAGCACCAAACCUGUAGUUUACUGCAGCUCUUUUUUGCUUCACCGAGGACAGAUAUUUUACUGACAGCCAUGCAGCAUAAAGGCAUCGUGCUGAUUGUGUUCUUGGAAUAUUUUAUUUCUGGCCACGGAGGAGCAGAUCCCAUGAGGCUACAAGCUUUCCGCUGUAAUGGCCGUUCUUGCAACCCUCCGGUGGGAAACCUUGCAAGAGGGAGGACACCAGUCACCCUCACCACAUGCGGGCAGAACAGCACAGAACUGUACUGCUUCUACCCAGACCAAAACCUCCUCCACCUGGCCUCCCGUGGCUGUGGGCAGCCUCGCUGCACCAAAUGCAAUGCCAACCAGCCUGAUAACUCCCAUCUCCCUGCUGACAUGACAGAUGAUUUCUUCGCAAAUCCAGUCUCCUGGUGGCAGUCUGCCCAAGGGGUGCACAGGGAAGAAAUCAGGCUGGACUUCGAAACUGAGUUCUACCUGACCCAUGUCAUCGCUGUGUUCAAGUCCCCGCGCCCAGCCGCGAUGGUGCUGGAAAGAUCCCAGGACUAUGGGCAGACUUGGAGGCCCUACAAGUAUUUCUCUGUCAACUGUACAGCGACUUUCGGGCUCCAGGAUGAUCUCACUGAGGAGGGCUCCAUGUGUACUUCCAGAUACUCAGAUGCAGUGCCCUGCACCAGAGGAGAGGUGAUUUAUCGUGCCUUAACUCCGGCUAACAAGAUCGAAGACCCCUACAGCCCCGAGGCUCAAGAUCUCCUGAAACUCACCAACCUUCGCCUCCUUUUGUUAAAAAGACAGGAAUGUCCAUGCCACGGCUCAGGAUUGGUAGAGAAACCUCAGAGGUUUGCCCACUAUGCUAUUUAUGACCUGAUCAUCCGAGGAAGCUGCUUUUGCAAUGGGCAUGCAGAAGAAUGUGAGCUUGCCAACCGGACGGGAGACAUGGAGAACGUGGUCCAUGGGAAGUGUGUGUGCAGACACAACACAGCAGGGGACCAUUGUGAGAAAUGUGCACCACUUUACAACGAUCAGCCUUGGAAGCCAGGAGAUGGAAAAACAGGGGCGCCAAAUGAAUGCAGAAAGUGUCGCUGUCACAACCAUGCUGACAGCUGCCAUUUUGAUCUGAGUGUUUGGCUGGCAUCAGGAAAACGCAGUGGUGGAGUCUGUGACAACUGCAAGCAUAACACAGAGGGACAUCGGUGUCAAAGGUGCAAACCAGGGUAUUACCGAGAUAAAGGGAAACCCAUGUCUUCUAGUGAGGUCUGCAAACCUUGCUCCUGCCAGCCAAUGGGUUCAGCCAACGCAACUUUCAGCAGAAGCUGGCGAUGCCACCCCAAGACGGGAUUCUGCUACUGCAAGCCGGGUGUGGCGGGCCCCAACUGCGAUAGAUGUCUCAUGGGCUACUGGGGCUUUGGAGAGAAUGGCUGUCGUCCUUGUGACUGUGCCAGAGACUGCGACCAGCAUACUGGAAACUGUUUCAAUGGCUAUGACAAUGAGCCAUUCUUUAAUAUCCCCAUUGGGGGACGAAUCCCUGACCUUGUGCAAACACCAAUUAAUGAGAGUGAGGAUGAGUGGAAGUGGAAUGACCACGAGCAGGGAUUCUCUGCCCUGAGGCACCCAGAAAAGUGUGUGUGCAAAGAGAAGGUGCUUGGAAGUGUCACUGACUUCUGCCAAAUGAAAUAUGCUUAUGUGAUAAAAGCAAGAAUCCUAUCAGCUCAUGACAAAGGGACGCAUGCAGAAGUUGUUGUGAAAGUGAAGAAGAUCCUGAAAUCAGGCAAAGUGAAAAUUGCUCGGAGCAACAGAAGCAUUUACCCCGAAUCCUGGACCAACAGGGGAUGUACCUGUCCCAUUCUCAAUCCUGGUACUGACUACCUUAUAGCAGGCCAGGAAGACUCUAGGACCAGCAAACUUCUUGUGAACAUGAACAGCUUGGUUAAACCCUGGAAAGCACAUUUGGGAAAACAAGUAGCAGAUAUUCUUCGAACUGGGUGCAAGUAAUUUCUGCUUCAAAACUUACAGUGAUGAACUUUGCCUUUUAAUAACACUGCAGUGAAAGGUUUAGGUAGUUUGUAUGUUUCCAUUCAUUGUGCUCCUAGCUGAAGUGACAAAGGCAGGCUCACCACCCUUUCUCCUUUCAUUUCCCUGGACAGAAAACUUUGGGACAUGACUUUUUUUUUCCAGCAAUGCACAGCCUUAUCACACAAAAUGAACUAGUGCAUCAUAUGUAGGUUGCAAGUCAGUUUUUAAUUUGAGCCUGAUUCCAUGUAUCCAGAGAAUCAUUUUACAAGGCCAAACUGAAGCUAUGGAUCAGUGUUUCCAUACUUCAAGUCAGAGCCUGAUACAAGCAUGUAUAAGCUGCUUACAUAAUGCAUUCAUUACUGGGGUGUAGUUUUCUUUAUGUAAGUGACCACUAACAGGCAGCAAUUUCUUUCAGCUUUACAAGUGGCAUAAUAGUAGACAAGUAUGUCAAACAUAAUAAUUACCUACAAGAGCUCAGAUAUUUUUAUUUACCAUCGAACUGUUGUUAUGCCAAUAUAACAUGCUGCUUUCUAGAGGACAAUAUUAUCACACUGCUGAACAGAAACUAACAUGGGACUUAGAUCGGACAAGGCUCUAUAGAUGUACAUUGCUAUCAUCAGUGCUUAGUGAUGAGGCCUGCUGCAAAAAGCAACUUGAUUCCAAAUCCAACUUGUGCUCUCUAAGGUCAUUUUGCUCUUUCCUGUAGUACUUGAGUCUGUAACACCACACAAAGGUUUCACAAUGAUUACCACCAAAAAGCCUUAUGCUAGGAAAGAGCCAAAAGAAGUGAAGAACGUCAGCUGCUCUACUGUUGAAUUUGUAAUUCUACAAAAGCUACAGAAGUAGGCGGAGGUAAAUUGGUUGGCUGGACUGCGUUUUAGAUGAGGUAGCUGUGAGAGAGAUGUGGUACUGUUAGAUGAGGUACUGUGAGAGCAACCUGGCUAUUCGAGCUGUGCUCAAGACCACUGCCAUUUGAUUUGCACUUAGUGCUUUCAUUCUGCUUUAUUUGUCUUGGUCAUACUCAAGGUUAAGAUCUGAACCUAGGCUGCCUUCCCAUCGCACCUGAGGAUUGCUUCUCCCCCCAGAAAUAUAGGGGAGGUUAACAGCUGCCCUCUAGAUAGUAGUUCUGUUCUGUAAAAGCAUUCUUUCUAAAUCUGUUUCACUGUUCUCUAAAGGAAAGGAGAGGUAGCUACUUAAAUUGUUCCCUAACACAGCAUUUUGAGGAAAGUGUAGUUCAAGACUCUGUCUGUGGGAGAGGGGACUCACGAGCACAUGAAGCUCAUUGGAACGCCUUCCAUCGUUAAGUAAAGCAAAAAUUACAAUGGAUUAGUCUGUACUUUCAGGUGGUUACAAGUGCCACUUCCGUAUAUUUCUGCUCCAUGUCUAUUACUUGAGCUCUCAAGAAAGAUGAGGUAUCUUAAUUUAGCACUCCUUGACUGGUGCAUGGAGUAUCUAGGAAAACCUUAAGCUAAUGCACAAGGAUGUCUGUUCCAGGCUACAUUCAGGCCAUCAGUUUGUUCUCUUUAUCACUGAGAACCUGAACAAAUCAGCUUCAUUAAUUCCAUGUCAGUUUUCCUUUUAACUUUGUAUUGGUUGAACAGCUGAAAAAUCUUCAGGUCAUUUGGAAGUGGGCGAUAGGCAGAUAUUUACAAAAUGAAAGCACCGCUUUUCUCCUAACUGUGCGUAGUGUUUCUUCCCCUUCCUUUUCAAGUGCUCCCCUUCUCCAUUGCCACUGAUAUUCCUCUUCCCUUCUAUUUAUUUGUUGUUGCUAAACUGGUAUCCAAGUAUAUGGCAUCUCCAACAAGCCAUUUAAUUAAUGCAAUAAAACACAUUGUAACAAGGAUAUUUGGCUUAAUUUAUAUUAAGCUUAUAGAAGUUAAAGCAUAACAACUGCUUUCUUUAUAGUCUUCAGGCUGUCUGCACAAAAAGAUUGAUGAUCUUCCUUCCAAGUAGCAAUAAAGAUGUGCACAUUAAUUUAUAGUCUGUUCUCAAAGGGCCUCUCAGUAUAAGUGAAAAUCAAGUGAAGGUUUAUAACUAAGUUAAGGAACAUGCUUUUCAACACAGACCAUUUUACCUGCGGGGCAUCCCAUUUACCAGCUAUCAUAUUCCACUUUGGUUUACAGUCAGUAUUGUAUUAAAGCAAACUUCCAUGUUUCAAUUUUUGUGCCAGAUGGAUGGUUUUGUGGAGAGAGUAAACAGCUGCAUAGUUCCUUCUGUGGGCGAAAAUUAUUUGUUACAGGGUCAUUCACAAGUAUUUCCAGCAACUGCUAGGAGAAAUACCAUCUGUAACGCAAAUAUUCAUACCCCAGCAUGUUCUCUUAGGGCCUACUGUAAUACAGCGAUUAAUAACUACCAUACUGCAAACACUGCUGUGUGCAAAGAUUGCCAUCAAUUUAUCACACACUUCAAAUAUCUCAAAACUGGGUGACAUCCAUACACAGUGAGGUGUGUGUAGGGGGUGACCCUAAAAACAUUCGACCAAUAUAUUUUCCUAGUUUCCCAUUUUUUUGGAUCUCAAAUUUAUUUGCUCAUAGCUGUAUAGUUAAGUGUAAUUUAUUCCCUCUAUUAGAAACAAUGCACAUUUUAUUCCAACUACUAGUUCUCAUUUAAUGGCUUUGCUCUGUAUAGUAACAGGUAUUCCGUAAGUAUGGAAUUUAAUUUCAAAGUACAAAAUGAAAGCAUAUGAUGGUGAGUCAACACUGCAAGUUGACUUUUUAUGUCUCUGUCUGCUGAUCUGGUAUCUGAAUUAACAGAGAAGAAAAAUCAAAGAAUGAAGUUCCAGCCCAUACUAUCACAUGCAAUCUAUUUGUUCUGCAGUGUUAAAAAUCCAAGUAGUCUAUCUGAAAAUAAGUAUUGAAAAUUAGUCAACAUGAACUGCAGAAAUCAAGUUAGAACAGCUACUGAUUAACGUGCUGAUGAGAAAGUUUAAGUGAUCACUAUGUGACUCAGGAAAGGAAAAAAAAAAGUUAUUUUCUUGCGUAUUGGUAUCUGAAAAGAUGAGCAUGAGACAGCAAGAUGACAACUGUUUUCCUAGCAGGAGCCGUUACAUAUUUCUCAGAACAAGUACACACGGUCACGGCACAGUAAAUUAACAACAGCAAAAAAACCCUACCACAGAAGAUAUCUCUUUCCAAGAGGAAUUGUUUUGUAGGUCUGUAUUCAAUAUCAAAUAUCUUGUGCCCAUCUGUCAUAGGUGGCACAGCAAUAUAAAUAGCACUAACAUGGAGAAAAAUAUGUAUUUGCCCAAUACAGAAGUGGCUGGACAGCUUCUUUCAGUACUAGCGCCCACCUUAAAAGAUGUCCCCAUGAACAACCGUACAACACCCACAUGGAUAAGGUGUCUCAGUAGCAGCAGCAAUCACAUACCAAACAGUAGCAAUAAUGCAUCACUUGGAAAUCCUGCAUAAGGAUUAAAUAAAAGCAUUUACCCACAAGACAAAUCUGGAAAGCUGUGGAAAAUUUGUAAUAGUGCAGGCAAUUGCUUGAAGGGGAAGCACAUUUAAGUUUCCACAGCAGCAAGCUUGGUAUUGCUGGUCAAAACAGCUCUCUAGCAGCUGUACAGCAUGUGCAGCCAUUAACACAUGGUCACUCUUGCAACACGCACCCCAAAGCAUCAAAUUAGUUAAUUAAGUGGCCAUUGUGAGUGCACAGCCUUAACUCCAAUGUAGUAACAUAUCAUUACUAAUGCUUCUUCCUCUGCUGCUCCUGGCAAGCAGCUAAGGAAAAUCUAUCUACGCACAACCUUGUGCAGUGCUCUUUGGAAAACGGCUCAUUGCUAUAAAGAACAAGUUUUCUCUGUAGUGUUUACUGUGUCUCAUGAUUUUUCCAUGCUGCUUGAUGUAAGUUUUCUUUGAAUUAAUAUAAUUCAUCUGAUGUGCUCUCUGAAGAAUCCCCCAAACCUGGAAGAGCUAGUGUGUUAUUUGUUAAGUGUUACAGCACAUUCUUUUUUGUACUUAAAACUUCAAUUAAAAAUACUCAAAACAUUUACA
Molecule: messenger RNA, 7310 nt
Organism: Anas platyrhynchos (mallard)
Lineage: Eukaryota; Metazoa; Chordata; Aves; Anseriformes; Anatidae
Product: netrin-4
Biological process (GO): tissue development; basement membrane assembly; substrate adhesion-dependent cell spreading
Cellular component (GO): laminin trimer
Molecular function (GO): protein binding
Source: RefSeq, a predicted model, not a curated record